CCCUUUCUCUCUCUAUAAAUACUAGUAGAGUUCAUAGAGAGAGAAACCACAAAAUUCAACUUCAACUACAGAGAGAAAAUCCAAGAAAGCUCUGAAACGACAUCGUCCGUUCUCUCUCUCAAGAGAAAGAAUUUCCAAGGGAGCUCUGAAACGACUCCGUCCGUCUUCUCUCUUCCAAGAUAAAUUCUUCUCCGAUCUGGAAACAGAUUAAAUUCUUUUCUGGAAGAACUAUUAAAAUGUCUUCGCUUAGUAGAGAGCUUGUGUUUCUCAUACUUCAGUUUCUCGAGGAAGAGAAAUUUAAAGAAACUGUUCACAGAUUGGAGCAAGAGUCAGGGUUUUACUUUAACAUGAGGUACUUUGAAGAAAUGGUGACAAAUGGAGAGUGGGAUGAAGUGGAGAAGUAUUUGUCAGGGUUUACGAAAGUGGAUGAUAAUAGAUAUUCGAUGAAGAUUUUCUUUGAGAUUCGGAAGCAAAAGUACCUUGAAGCUUUGGACAAGCGAGAUCGUGCGAAGGCAGUUGAAAUUUUAGUGAAGGACUUGAAAGUGUUUGCGGCAUUUAAUGAAGAGCUGUUUAAAGAAAUUACGCAGCUACUGACGUUGGAAAACUUUAGAGAUAAUGAACAGCUAUCCAAAUAUGGAGACACCAAGUCUGCUAGGGGUAUAAUGCUCGGUGAACUCAAAAAGUUGAUAGAGGCUAACCCUCUUUUCCGUGACAAGCUUCAGUUUCCUACUUUGAAAAACUCAAGAUUGCGGACUCUAAUUAAUCAGAGUUUAAAUUGGCAACAUCAGCUUUGUAAGAGUCCAAGGUCUAAUCCUGACAUAAAGACUUUAUUUGUUGACCACAGUUGUGGGCAACCAAAUGGUGCGCGGGCCCCAUCCCCUGUCACCAAUUCCUUAAUGGGUGGCGUGCCCAAGUCAGGGGGGUUUCCUUCAAUAACCGGUCAUGGUCCAUUUCAGCCUGCGCCUGCAGCUCUUCCAUCUUCUCUUGCAGGAUGGAUGGCGAAUCCAUCUGCUUCUGCUGGGCCCCUAGGUUUGGCUCCCAAUAACACAGCAGCUAUCUUAAAGCAUCCCAGGACUCCCCCUACCAAUAACACAGCUAUUGACUAUCAAACAGCAGACUCUGAACAUGUGUUGAAGAGGCCAAGACCAUUUGGACUAUCGGAUGAGGUCAAUCUGCCAAUAAACAUUAUGCCCAUUGCUUAUACGAGCCAGAACCAUGGGCAAAACUCCUACUCUUCUGAUGACUUGCCCAAGAAUCCUGUCAUGGCUUUAAAUCAAGGUUCUGCUGUCAAGAGUAUGGAUUUUCAUCCAGUCCAACAAAUUCUACUUCUUGUUGGAACAAACAUGGGUGAAGUCAUGUUAUGGGAGUUGGGCAGCAGAGAAAGGAUUGCUUGGAAGAAUUUCAAGGUUUGGGACCUUAAUGCACGCUCAAGAGCUCUGCAGGCAUCUCUGUCCAAUGAUUAUACAGCAUCCGUUAACCGUGUGGCGUGGAGUCCUGAUGGAACUUUAUUUGGUGUUGCAUACUCCAAGCACAUUAUGCAUGUAUACUCCUACCAUGGCGGUGAUGACAUAAGAAAUCACCUUGAGAUGGAUGCUCAUAAUGGGAAUGUAAAUGAUCUUGCUUUUGCUUACCCAAACAAACAACUUGUUGUAGUCACUUGUGGCGAUGACAGGACCAUCAGGGUUUGGGAUGCGAUUGUGGGGACUCGACUGUUUAAUUUUGUUGGUCAUGAUGCACCUGUAUAUUCUGUGUGCCCACAUCACAAGGAAAAUAUUCAGUUUAUCUUUUCAACCGCAACUGAUGGAAAGAUAAAGGCAUGGUUGUAUGAUAAUGCUGGUUCAAGAGUCGACUAUAAUGCACCAGGGCAUUCUUCUACCACAAUGGCAUACAGUGCUGAUGGAACUAGGUUAUUCUCAUGUGGGACAAACAAAGAAGGAGAAUCACACUUGGUGGAGUGGAAUGAAAGCGAAGGAGCUGUGAAACGUACCUAUAAUGGUCUUGCAAAGCGUUCUGGGGGUGUUGUGAAGUUUGAUACCACUAAAAAUCGAUUCUUGGCAGCUGGGGAUGAUUUCAUGAUCAAGUUUUGGGACAUGGAUAAUAACAACCUGUUGACAACUAUUGAUGCAGAGGGUGGAUUGCCGGCUUCUCCUUGUAUUAGAUUUAACAAGGAAGGAACACUGUUAGCAGUCUCAACAAAUGACAAUAGCAUCAAAAUUCUAUCAAAUUCAGAUGGGAUCAGGCUGCUCCGGACAGUGGAGAGUCGUACAUUUGAUGCUUCUAGAGCUGCUUCUGCUGCUGUUGCGAAGGCCCCUGCAAUAGGCACUUUUCCUCCUGCUAAUGCCACAGUUGGAACUAGCAUCGAUAAUCAAGCUGCUCCUGCAGCACCCAUGGUUGGAAUGAAUAGUGACAAUCGAAGUUUAGUUGACGUGAAGCCUAAAAUUCAAGACGAAUCAAUUGAAAAAUCUAGGAUCUGGAAAUUAACAGAAAUAAAUGAACCAUCACAGUGUCGCUCCCUGAGGCUCCCUGAUAGCUUGACUGCCAUGAGGGUGUCUAGAUUAAUUUUUACAAAUUCAGGAGUUGCCAUAUUGGCACUAGCAUCUAAUGCAGUGCACAAGCUUUGGAAGUGGCAGAGAAAUGAUCGAAACUUAACUGGGAAGGCCACUGCUAGUGUACCACCUCAAUUAUGGCAGCCUUCUAGCGGAAUUUUGAUGACUAAUGAUAUCAGUGACACAAAUCCUGAAGAUGCUGUUCCGUGCUUUGCACUUUCAAAGAAUGAUUCUUAUGUUAUGUCAGCUUCAGGAGGGAAGAUUUCUCUUUUCAAUAUGAUGACAUUUAAGACAAUGACAACAUUCAUGGCUCCACCACCAGCUGCAACAUUUUUAGCAUUUCACCCUCAAGACAACAAUAUCAUUGCUAUUGGCAUGGAGGACUCUUCUAUACAAAUUUAUAACGUCAGGGUUGAUGAGGUUAAAACAAAGUUAAAAGGUCAUCAGAAAAGAAUUACAGGACUCGCCUUCUCACACUCUCUAAAUGUCCUGGUGUCUUCCGGAGCUGACUCGCAGUUGUGUGUUUGGAGCACCGAUGCAUGGGAGAAACAAGCUAGUAAAUUCUUGCAAAUUCAAACUGGACGAGUUGCUUCUUCUCUUGCAGAUACACGUGUUCAAUUUCACCUUGACCAGAUACAUUUGCUUGCGGUUCAUGAAACACAGAUAGCUAUAUUUGAAGCACCAAAAUUGGAAUGCCUCAAGCAGUGGUUCCCUCGUGAAGCAAGUGGUCCGAUCACGCAUGCUACGUAUUCCUGUGAUAGCCAAUCUAUAUAUGUUAGUUUUGAAGAUGGAAGUGUGGGUGUUCUCACUGCUUCAACACUAAGGUUGAGAUGCAGAAUAAAUUCUACUGCUUAUUUACCUCCCAAUCCAAGCUUGAGAGUGUAUCCUCUUGUCAUUGCUGCACAUCCCUCUGAGCCUGAUCAAUUCGCACUGGGACUAACAGACGGUGGAAUUCAUGUGCUUGAACCAUUGGAGUCGGAAGGAAAAUGGGGGACCUCGCCUCCUGUUGAAAAUGGUGCUGGCCCUAGUACAGCUUCUGGUGCUGCUGGUUCUGAACAAGCUCAAAGGUAGUCGGGUGCAUGGCUUUCAACCAGGACCUUUAUUGUGCAUGCCUUGUAUGCAAUCCCGCUCCCUGGGCCCACCACAUUGUGAUUUUCGAGGGGAAGCUGCAGAAAUUAGGUACUAUAAUAUAGGUUUAGGAUACUUGCAUCCUGAUAGAGAGAGCUCGUUUAAGUGCCAAUUUAAUCAUUUUGCUUCCGAAGGCAUGAUGUUCUCCGUUCCCCCUCAUUAGAAAUGGUUGGAGAAGCAUGAGUUUAUGGUUGUACAUUCUAGGAGUCAAAUGCAAAAACAAAGAAGGAAGAAAAACUGAAGGUGAAGGUCUGACUAUAGAAUUUUAAAGGUGAUUUAGGAAGACACUCUUGAGCUGGUUGUUUUGUCUGUGUUCAUUUUUAUCUAUUUUCGAAGAUAGCCAUCUAAUUUUUUUCA
This is a messenger RNA of Populus nigra (black poplar), 4031 nucleotides long. Its product is annotated as topless-related protein 4-like. Lineage: Eukaryota; Viridiplantae; Streptophyta; Magnoliopsida; Malpighiales; Salicaceae. The transcript has 26 exons. Gene Ontology annotation, molecular function: protein binding. Bases 237 to 3617 code for a protein of 1126 amino acids. The record is from RefSeq and is a predicted model, not a curated record. Gene Ontology annotation, biological process: regulation of DNA-templated transcription.